Messenger RNA from Clarias gariepinus (North African catfish), 4743 nucleotides. RefSeq names its product pantothenate kinase 4 (inactive) (gene pank4). The record is from RefSeq and is a predicted model, not a curated record. The coding region runs from base 101 to 2440 and encodes 779 amino acids. Gene Ontology annotation, biological process: coenzyme A biosynthetic process. Lineage: Eukaryota; Metazoa; Chordata; Actinopteri; Siluriformes; Clariidae. The transcript is spliced from 19 exons. Gene Ontology annotation, cellular component: nucleus; cytosol. Gene Ontology annotation, molecular function: ATP binding; pantothenate kinase activity.
GACGCUAUGUCACUGUUGCUGCAGCACAAUAUCUCUACAUACGGCUGAGUAGGCUAGUGUGUGCAGCUUGCGCUUGUUGGUCAAAACAAGUGUGUGGAAGAUGGCGACGGAUGGAGGCACUGACAGCGGCUCACAUAGCAUGGAUAAAAGCAUAACCCUGCCUCCGGAUGAGAUCUUUCGGAAUCUGGAAAAUGCCAAGAGAUUCGCAAUAGAUAUAGGUGGCUCGUUGACAAAACUGGCAUAUUACUCCACAGUUCAGCACAAAGUGGCCAAAGUAAGAUCCUUCGAUCAUACGGCCAAGACGAGCUUUCAGAACGAAACUGAUGGAGACCCGCUGUACGAGAUCUCGGUCCAGGAGGAGAUCACGGCUCGGCUCCACUUCAUUAAGUUCGAGAACCGGUACAUAGAAACCUGCCUGGAUUUCAUUAAAGACCACCUGGUAAACACCGAGACCAAAGUGAUCAAGGCUACAGGAGGAGGAGCUUACAAGUUCAAAGACCUGAUUGAGAAGAAGUUAAAACUCAAAGUGGACAAAGAGGACGAGAUGUCUUGUCUUAUCAAGGGUUGUAAUUUCGUGCUGAAGAAUAUCCCUCACGAGGCUUUCGUUUACGCAAAACACGCCGACCCAGAGUUUCGCUUCCAAAACACACACCCGGACAUCUUCCCUUAUCUUCUGGUUAACAUUGGCUCUGGAGUUUCCAUCGUCAAGGUAGAAUCGGAGGACCAAUUUGAGCGCAUCGGUGGGAGCUCCAUCGGCGGUGGUACAUUUUGGGGUCUUGGAGCAUUGCUUACAAAAACUAAGAGAUUUGAUGAGCUUUUGCAGUUGGCCUCUAAGGGGCAGCACACCAGUGUGGACAUGUUGGUUAAGGACAUCUAUGGGGGAGCGUCCGUCUCUUUGGGAUUGCCAGGAUACCUCAUAGCAAGUAGCUUUGGAAAAUCUGCCACCACUGAUAAAGAGUUCUCCCAAGAAGACAUGGCUAAGAGCCUGCUGCACAUGAUAAGUAACGAUAUCGGCCAGCUCGCCUGCCUCUACGCCCGACUGCACAACCUCACCCGAGUUUACUUUGGAGGAUUCUUCAUUCGAGGGCACCCGGUGACCAUGCACACCAUCACCUACAGCAUCAAUUUCUUCUCCAAGGGCGAGGUGCAGGCUUUGUUCCUAAGACACGAAGGCUACCUGGGUGCUAUCGGGGCGUUUUUAAAGGGCGCUGAAGAAGACAAUCCUAAUCAAUACAGCUGGGGAGAAAACUACGCUGGAAGCUCCGGACUCAUGAGCGUGUCUCCGGAGCUUAAUCCUAUGCAACGGGCACGGAGUGGCACCUUUGAUAUGCUGGAGAUGGAUCGUUUGGAGAGGCAGCUGGUGAACUUGCCACUCCUGCAGGACCCGUCUUCUUAUAUCCCUGACACAGUCGAUCUCACUGAGGACGCUCAGGCUAGAGAAUACUGGCUCUACUGUUUUGAGGAAGCACUGGAUGGGGUGGUGAAGCGAGCCUUGGCCAGUCAGAAAGACCAGCCCGAGGCCACAGAGAGAGCAGAGAAGUUCCGCCAGAAGUACAGACACAAGCUGCAGACAUUACGUCAUCAGCCAUUUGCUUAUGGAUCCCUCACUGUUCGGAGUUUGCUUGACACCAGGGAGCACUGUUUGAAUGAAUUCAACUUUCCUGACCCCUAUUCUAAGAUCAAACAGAAGGAGAACGACAUGGCGCUAAAGUACUACCAGAAGGUUGUGGAGUCUCUGGAGGAGCUGAGCUGGGAGCAGAGGCAGUUUGCUCUGGCCCGAGGCCUGCUGGCAGGCAACGUGUUCGACUGGGGAGCCAAAGCCGUGUCCGACAUUCUGGAAACUGAUCCGCAGUUCGGGUUCGAACAGGCGAAGCAGCAGCUGCAGGAGCGUCCUUGGCUUGUAGAUGCCUUUAACCAGUGGAUUGAAAGAUUGAAGGGUCCUCCUCACAAAUGUGCACUGUUUUUCGUAGAUAAUAGCGGAGUGGACAUCAUCCUAGGAGUUUUCCCCUUCGUAAGAGAACUCCUCAAUCGAGGCACAGAGGUUGUCCUCGCGAGUAACUCGGGUCCUGCCCUUAAUGAUGUAACUAAUAGUGAGCUGCAGAUUGUCACAGAGAGAAUAGCUGCUAUGGAUCCUGUCAUUCAGUCCGCAGUAAAAGAGGACAGGCUGACGUUAGUUCAGAGCGGAUCCAGUUCUCCAUGUCUGGACUUAAGUCGAUUGGACAAAGUCCUGGCCACGGUGGUGCGCGAGCGUGGCACGGACCUUGUGAUCAUUGAAGGCAUGGGCCGUGCCAUCCACACCAACUACUACGCCAUGCUAAACUGCGAAAGCCUCAAACUGGCCGUCAUCAAGAACUCGUGGCUGGCCGAGCGGCUGGGCGGGAAGAUUUUCAGCGUGGUCUUCAAGUACGAAGUUCCUUCCAAAGCUCAGGGGCAACAUUAACUAAACAUUUCUGACACGGAAACUCGGAUCAGUCUGGGGGGUCGGAUAUAGGGCGCUGCACAGGGGACGUGAGCCUCCGCAAACCCCGUGCCUCUGUGCCACGUCAUUGAGAUUGACACGAUGAUUAUAGACACGAGGGUGGAAUAUUUUUUUCUUUAAUCCCAGUCAAGAAUAAUAAAGAUAACAGUCCAAUCAGACUUAUCGCAUGCUCGCGCCUGCCUAGUGCUUCUGUCAUUAAAUGUGGAAAGUGGGGUGAUUCCUCGGGCAAGGGGGGGUUGAUUGAUAUCAUAUGUUCUUGAGUCACAUUCUGUCGAGACCCUGACUUUAGAUUCAGUCUGGAGUCUUAGGUAAUCAUCAGUUUAAGGAGAAAACGCACACAUGUGCACAUAAAAUAAUUUUAUGUGAGCACAGAUAUAAAAAAAAAAAACAGGCUUUGUAGUUCAGAGUAAAUUGUAUCACACCGUUUCUAAGGAAGUUUUUUUUUUUUUUUUUUUCUGGAAGCGCAUGAAUGAAAGAGGUGGUACAUCACAGGGCUAAUCCGCGGUUUUUGUUAGAUGACAUUUAACAUAACAUACAGUAUACGUAUGUGCCUUGAGUGUGUGUGUGUGUGAGAGAGAGAGAGAGAGUGUGUGUGUGUGUUUUGCUAGUCUGAAAAGCAGCAUUUACUUUAAACGAAUACUCCAGCAACCCAGUCUCUGUUCAGUGCAUCUUUAGAGAACAAUUCUUUCCUGUAUUGAGUGAAAAAUAAAAGCAGACUUGAAAUGGAGGUCUUGAUAAAGUGCGGUGGUUAACUUCACCAAAAGUGCUUGUGAUUUUGCUCAUGACGAGCUAAACAAUUUAAAUCUUGAUUUAACAAAGUAAAAGCGUCAUUUUAAAAGAAGACGUUUAUUUAGCCUAUAUGGAAGGAGUCUCCAGUGUUGGCGCUUUGAGACCGGGGAUUAAGCUGCUUUCCAGGUUUCUCUUCUUAUUUUAUUACUCUUUGUUUAAAUUACCAUGUGAAGGAGCGACUUUUAAGUAAUGAACUUGUCUUUCAGUUGUUCCACGACCUUAGUUAUAGAUAGAUAAAAGCACACUAUUAAUAAGUAGCACGAACGUGUUCUAAGGUUGAGCAAAAGUUUGUAUAGAACACGCAAAUGACAAAAAGGGGUGAAGAGAGCAGAUCUCCUUUAAUAAAUCCAAUUACAAAUAAGCCUUUUAAUUUUGUACCUUGUUUGCUUUUCAGUUGAGUAACAGAGAUACUAAAUAUUUUAUUUUCACCUAAAUAAUGUUAAGAAGGGUGCAAACCUUUGCACUCAGCAGUAAGUGUGUGAUGAAAAAAGUGCACCAGGACAUCUAUUAUAUAUUUUAUUCUUACUACCAAUAAAGAUGCAUGGGAAAAGAGACUAAAUUCUUUGGAGUAUUCCUUUAAUUCAUUCUUUUCACUCACUGCCAUUAAGGGGUAGGUGCUAAGGGUAUAAGCACCUACCUUUUCCUUCCUUUUAAAGGUUAGAACUUUUUAAAAUAAAAAUAAAAACUGAAAUAUUGUGUUUUCAAAGUAAGGGAGCUGCACUACCGUUAGCUACCAGAUGGCGUCAGUGUUGCAUCAUUUAAAAAUCAGUUCUGUCGUUCUUUACUGUUUUAGUUUCCUUUUAUUUCUCCACGUUAGCUUAUAGUGUUGCUUGGAAUUUUUGUUUGUUCAUUUAAAUCCAAGUCAGGGUCGCUGAGGAAAAUUUACUGAGAAAAGAACGCACACUUUAACACACAGACCGCCCAUGCAGAUUUUGGACAGGACUCAUCUCAGUUGUAUGAACAAGAGAAUGGAAUUUUAGGCAAAAACUCUGUUAUUAAAUCAUAAAUCAUUUUGCGAUUAUUUCAUUUUGUUUAUUUAGUCAGUCUUUUUUUUUUUGCUGUAGCUUUUAUGAUGUUAGUCUGUGUUAUAUUAAUGUAUAGAAUGAUAAACGUAAAUCAGGUAGGAUGUUGGCAAUCGCAAUAACAAGUUGUUGAGAGUUUAAGGGUUGCACAAAAUGCAUUAUCAUGAAUGUGUUAAUUUUUUUCAGACCAAAGCCGUUUGUAUUAUUCACACCCCUCCCCUGCCUUUGUGUCCAAAUUCGUUUUUAGAUUGAUGGAUUUUUUUUUUUUUUUUUUUUUUGUAAAGUCAUGUAUGUGUAAAUAUGAUAAUAAAUAUUCAAGUGUGUACAUAUGUGUCGCGUUCGUUCCGGCAUUUUUGAGACGCACAUUAUUUUAGCUAAAAGAAAUCUAUUUACAUUCUUUCUUGACAAUCACAUGUAAUUCAAUGUUAAAUAUAUUUUGCAAUGUCUUCACAA